This is a messenger RNA of Leguminivora glycinivorella, 874 nucleotides long. Its product is annotated as proteasome subunit alpha type-6-like. The transcript has 6 exons. The coding region runs from base 64 to 804 and encodes 246 amino acids. NCBI's taxonomy places the organism in Eukaryota, Metazoa, Arthropoda, Insecta, Lepidoptera, Tortricidae. Gene Ontology annotation, cellular component: proteasome core complex; nucleus; proteasome core complex, alpha-subunit complex. The record is from RefSeq and is a predicted model, not a curated record. Gene Ontology annotation, biological process: ubiquitin-dependent protein catabolic process.
GCGGCUGUCAAACAAAAAGUAAUUUUGCCCUAAAACUAGAAAGUAAAUUAUUUCAAAAACACAAUGGCACGUGAAAGCAGCGCAGGUUUUGAUAGGCACAUUACUAUUUUCUCCCCGGAAGGACGACUUUAUCAAGUCGAGUAUGCACUAAAAGCUAUCAACCAGGGUGGGUUAACGUCCGUGGCGCUACGCGGCACCGACGCGGCGGUGGUGGCGGCGCAACGCAAGGUCCCCGACCGUCUGCUGGACCCUGCCUCCGUCACACACCUGUUCGCUCUGACUGAGAAGAUUGGAUGUGUCAUGACUGGCAUGAUUGCUGACAGCAAGUCCCAAGUGCAGCGCGCCCGCUAUGAGGCAGCCAACUGGCGCUACAAAUAUGGCUGCGAUGUUCCCGCCGCGACACUCUGCCGCCGCGUCGCUGACAUCAGCCAGGUCUACACGCAAAACGCGGAGAUGCGACCACUCGGCUGCAGCAUGAUGCUGAUUUCCUAUGACCCAGAGACUGGCCCAGUGGUCUACAAGACUGACCCAUCAGGCUACUAUUGCUCGUACAAGGCUUGCGCAGCCGGCGCCAAGGCCACGGACGCUGGAGCGUACUUGGAAAAGAAGCUCAAGAAGAGGGCUGAUCUGCCCACUGAUGAUGCCAUUCAGCUGGCCAUUGCUUGUCUUAGUCAGGUCCUUUCGGUGGACUUCAGGGCAAAUGAGAUCGAGGUCGGCAUUGUCACUAAGGAGAACCCCAACUUCCAUGUGCUCACGGAGGGUGAGAUCGAGCGACACCUGACGGCCAUCGCUGAGAAGGAUUAAGGUCUGGUUACGGUUAUUAUACAAUAAAACAUCUAUGUAUUGAUAUUUUUAAUAAAAACACUUCUUUCAA